AUGCGUUCCAAGUUCAAGGACGAGCACCCCUUCGAGAAGCGCAAGGCUGAGGCCGAGCGUAUUCGCCAGAAGUACGCCGACCGGAUCCCAGUCAUCUGCGAAAAGGUCGAGAAGUCGGAUAUUGCUACCAUCGACAAGAAGAAGUACCUCGUUCCAGCCGAUCUCACCGUCGGUCAGUUCGUCUACGUGAUCCGCAAGCGCAUCAAGCUCUCCCCGGAGAAGGCUAUCUUCAUCUUCGUCGAUGAGGUCCUGCCACCCACCGCUGCACUCAUGAGCAGCAUCUACGAAGAGCACAAGGACGAGGAUGGUUUCUUGUAUAUCACAUACUCCGGCGAGAAUACCUUUGGCGACCUUUAA
Molecule: messenger RNA, 357 nt
Organism: Penicillium cataractarum
Lineage: Eukaryota; Fungi; Ascomycota; Eurotiomycetes; Eurotiales; Aspergillaceae
Product: autophagy-related protein 8
Exons: 3
Coding region: 1-357 (118 amino acids)
Biological process (GO): cellular response to nitrogen starvation; macroautophagy
Cellular component (GO): cytosol; fungal-type vacuole membrane; autophagosome
Molecular function (GO): phosphatidylethanolamine binding
Source: RefSeq, a predicted model, not a curated record